Sus scrofa (pig) is the source of this 1658-nucleotide messenger RNA. The record is from RefSeq and is a predicted model, not a curated record. Lineage: Eukaryota; Metazoa; Chordata; Mammalia; Artiodactyla; Suidae.
CACACACAGAUGAGGGUCCUCGGAGAUGCCCUGCCGAGUCUCUGUUCAGAACCAGGGCGGCUGGCAGCCCCUCACCCCUUCCCUCUCUCUAGGACGGUUCCCUGCCACACCCUCCCUCUCACAACAACCGGGCCCCUCAGUGGCCGCAGGACAGAACGUGACCCUGCUGUGUCGGUCAUGGGUUCCCAUGGACACUUUCCUUCUGUCCAAGGAGGGGGCGGCCCACCCCCCGCUGCGUCUUAGGUCACAGCCCCGAGCUGGGCAGAACCAGGCCCAGUUCUCCAUGGGUCCUGUGACCUCAGCCCAUGGGGGCACCUACAGGUGCUACGGCUCACUCAGCAGGGACCCCUACCUGCUGUCACAGCCCAGUCAGCCCCUGGAGCUCGUGGUCUCAGGAGGCUCCCAGGAUCAGCCCCUCCCCCCCACGGACUCAGGCCCCCGCAGGGGCCUCCCAUGGUACCUGAGCCUUCUGAUCGGGGUCUUGGUGGCCUUCGUCCUGCUGCUGCUCCUCCUCCUCCUCCGACAUCGACACCGACACCGGGGUCAGGACAGAUGCAGGAAGUCAGGGGCUGCAGACCCAGAGCCCGAGGACAGAGGCCUGCAGAACAGCUCCAGCCCAGCCGCCGACACCCAGGACCAGAACCUCUAUGCUGCCCUGAAGGACACACAGUCUGAGGAGGGGACGGAGCUGGACCAUCUGCCCCGCGGCUCAGGAGGAUGCGUGGAUAAGGGAAUGGCCCGCAAGUGCCCAGGCUCCCGUCCUUCCUGCUCCCAACAGACGGGCCCAGGGGAGCACCUCGCCCGGCACCCUAACGGGCAGCAUGGAGCCCUCCAGGAGCAGACCUACGCCCAGGUCAACCACUCCAGAUCGAGAGUGAGGCGGGGGGUGGCCCCCUCUCCUCCCUCCCCGUCGGGGGCACUGCUGGACAGACCAGCCGAAGAUGACAGGCAGGGGGACGGUCAGGCUGCUGCAUCUGCAGAUGCCCAGGACGUGACCUACGCCCAGCUGAGCCACGGGACCCUCAGUCGGGGGACAACGGCACCCCCUCCCUCCCAGUCUGGGGAGCCCCCAGCAGAGCCCAGCGUGUAUGCUGUUCUCGCCAUCCGCUAGCCCCCCAAGGACCCAGACCCCGCAUUCCAGGGACUGGAUUGCAGGCACCCCAGCAGGCACGGGAGCUGCUGGCCGUGGACACCCCCUAAGGACCACCCCCCAGCCAGGACUCCUCACACAGACUCCGGGUGCCCUCUGGGGUCACCUUCCACCCUAAGGAACUAACAACCCCACAUGUUGGACAUAAAGCAACAGACAUCUCAACUACCAGGGAUUUGGAAAGAGAAUCGUACAUUAUUCCAAACAAAGGUAGAAAGAGGGAAAUUAGAAUGACAAGAAUCACUACCAAGGAGGACAAGCAAAAACUGGAGGAAAAUCCAGAGAGCCAACAUGCCAUUCUUGCCAACACCGAUCACACGCUCAAACCCCAGGCACGGGAACCAAGGGUCAAGGGACGAAGGCACACGUGACCCUUGUCGGGACACUACGCAGACCCUACAGAUGGGGUUUUCUGGGGUUUUUCUUUUCUGGCCACGCCUGCAUCAUGCAGAAGGUCCUGGACCAGGGAUCAAACCCUCACCACAACAAUGACAAUGCCGGAUCCUUA